This is a messenger RNA of Drosophila albomicans, 2509 nucleotides long. RefSeq names its product probable ATP-dependent RNA helicase DDX27 (gene Rs1). Gene Ontology annotation, molecular function: RNA helicase activity; ATP binding; nucleic acid binding. Lineage: Eukaryota; Metazoa; Arthropoda; Insecta; Diptera; Drosophilidae. The record is from RefSeq and is a predicted model, not a curated record. The transcript has 5 exons. Bases 82 to 2421 code for a protein of 779 amino acids.
GUCACUCUGUUGCUUACUCGCACACGUGUUGACGGCUUGAGCAUACAAUUUGUAAACACGCGCUGCACUAAGCGCAUAAAAAUGGGCGCAACUAAAAAUAUGGACUUGAUCGGCACAAUUGAAGACGAUGCCGAGGUGGAGAAUCUAUCUGAGGACUCAGACGCCGAAGUAGAAUAUCAACCGACGAAACUGCGACACAAAAAGGUUACCGAGUUUGAGAAGGGCUUCGAGUUUGUGUCUUCGGUUAAGGAGUACAAUCAAGACACCUGGGAUGAUCUGAUGAAGUACGUAAAGCGCAAGGCGCGCACAAAGACAGACGACAAAAUCGCUGCCCGUCUUCAGCAACGCGGAGGUGCCGAAGCUGUGGCCGCCGAGCAGAGCGAUGAGGAGAUUGCGCUUUCUGAUGAUGAACUACAACACGAUAAUCUGCGACUACGCGAGAAAAAGCUAAGCAAGAACAAGAAGAAGAAACAGAAUGGUGACGAUGAGGAGGAGGAGGAGGGCGAAAAGAUGCAAUUCGAUGACACUAUCGAGGCUAACGAGCUCAUCACGUCCUUUUACCAAAUGAAUCUAUCGCGUCCCCUCAUGCGCGCUAUCGGUGUGCUCGGCUACAUCUACCCAACACCCAUUCAGUCAUCGACAAUCCCCGUGGCUCUUCUCGGACGCGAUGUUUGCGGCUGUGCGGCGACGGGUACGGGAAAAACUGCAGCCUACAUGCUGCCCACAUUGGAGCGUCUGCUCUAUAGGCCACUUAACAACAAGGCCAUAACCAGAGUACUGGUGUUGGUGCCAACUCGUGAGCUGGGCGCCCAGGUUUAUCAGGUGACCAAGCAGCUUUGCCAGUUUACUUCAAUUGAUGUUGGUCUAGCAAUUGGUGGACUCGAUGUGAAGGCGCAGGAGUCUGUGCUGCGACAGAAUCCGGAUAUUGUUAUAGCGACACCGGGUCGUCUCAUCGAUCACAUCAAAAAUACGCCCAGCUUUACCUUGGACUCCAUUGAGGUACUCAUUUUGGAUGAAGCAGAUCGUAUGUUGGACGAGUAUUUUGCGGAGCAAAUGAAGGAGAUCAUCAACUCCUGCUGCAAGACUCGCCAGACGAUGCUCUUCUCAGCCACCAUGAGUGAACAGGUCAAGGACUUGGCUGCUGUCUCACUGGACAAGCCCGUCAAAGUGUUUGUGAACAACAAUCAACAGGUGGCCUACAAUUUGAGGCAGGAGUUCAUACGCAUUCGCGAGGACAAGGAAGGUGAUCGGGAACCCAUCUUGGCCAGUUUAAUUUGCCGCACCUUCCACGAUCAUUGCAUGGUCUUUGUCCAGACCAAAAAGCAGGCACAUCGUCUACAUAUUCUGUUAGGACUGCUGGGCGUUAGAGCUGGCGAAUUGCACGGCAACCUAACGCAGCAACAACGAUUGGAGUCGCUCAAGAAGUUUAAGGAGGAGCAGAUUGAUGUGUUGAUUGCCACCGAUGUGGCGGCACGUGGUCUCGACAUUGUGGGCGUAAAAACCGUCAUCAAUUUUGUAAUGCCCAUUACCACAGAACAUUAUAUCCAUCGUGUGGGUCGUACAGCUCGUGCGGGACGUGCGGGUAUCUCUGUAUCGCUGGCUGGUGAGAAGGAGCGCAAGAUUGUCAAGGACAUUAUUAAGAAUGCCGAGAGUAGCGUCAAGAAUCGCAUUAUACCGCCAGAGAUCAUUGAGAAGUAUCGCAAUAAGCUCACUGGUCUGGAGCCCGAGAUCCAAAACAUUCUCGACGAGGAGCAGGCAGAACGUCAGCUGGCCAAGACGGAGCAGCAGCUGUCGAAGACGGAACGCAAACUGCUGGGGCAACCCAAUGAAAGACGCACCUGGUUCCAGACCAAGCAACAGCGAGAGAAUGAAAAAGCUCGUCUUGCCUUAAACGAUGGUGAUGAGGCGGGCAAACCUGCAGGUGGCAAAGGCAAGACAGCUGGCAAGCGGAAGCGACCCGAAUAUGGUGGCGACGGCGAAGAUGGGCCGCCAGUUAAGGAGCUAGAGGCCAAGCGCAAGAAGAAGAAGGAGGAGCCAAGAAAGAAAACACCCGAGCAGCUGGCCAAGGAACGCGCCAUGAAGGAAGUGGAGAAGGUGUCGCUUGUGCGCGCCAAGAUGGCGAAGUUACGCAAGCGACCUGGUAAAUUGGGAGCAGCAACUGAAAAUACCAAAUAUUCAGGAGCCGGAGGCAAACCCAAACGGCGUGGAGGACAAUCCGCUUUCACUAACGAUUUGACUGAUGUCAGUCGCAGUGGAGCACUGCGUUUGAGAUCCGAAGCCAAUCGUCACAAAAAGAUGUCGAAGAUUUCGGCCAAAAAGAAGACGAGCAACGUUAAGCUGAUCAACAAGGCGGGCAAAAACAAAUUCAACAAGGGCAAAAACUUUGGUGGCCCUCGUUUUAACAAAAAGGGCAAAAACUAAUUAUUGCGGAGGCGCAUUCUUAAUUAAUAAAAUAUUGAAACAAGUUAUAAAUAUUUAAUAAAUAAGUGUACAUACAUCUUGGUGUAUU